Aphanomyces invadans is the source of this 834-nucleotide messenger RNA. RefSeq lists its product as hypothetical. NCBI's taxonomy places the organism in Eukaryota, Oomycota, Saprolegniomycetes, Saprolegniales, Verrucalvaceae. The transcript has a single exon. Bases 24 to 479 code for a protein of 151 amino acids. Gene Ontology annotation, molecular function: acyltransferase activity, transferring groups other than amino-acyl groups. The record is from RefSeq and is a predicted model, not a curated record.
CGGAUUCGAUAGGCCAAGUCGCCAUGACGAUGGAUGCGCGCGAAAUCGUCCACGGCUCGCGUGCGUUCGAGGCGGCGAUUCUUCUGCGAGAGGAAGUCCUGCGCAAGCCACUGGGCAUGGUACUUGACCGCAAUGCCGUGGCCACAGAGGCUACUGACAUUCACAUCGGGGUGUACUCGGACGACGAGUUGGUAGCGUACGCAUUGCUACGACCAGCGCAUCCCAUCGCUUGGAUGAAGCAGGUGGCGGUCUCUCCUGCCGUCCAAGGAAAAGGUCUAGGUCGAUCCUUGAUCGAAGCAUUUGAAGCACGAGCAAUCAAGGAAGGCUUCCAUUCCAUCCACUUGCACGCGCGAGAAACAGCCGUCGGGUUCUACCUCAAGCUCGGGUACGCCCCAGUGGACAACGACACGUUCAUGCAAGUCGGGAUUCCACAUCGGCACAUGUUCAAGACGAUUAUUUGCGACCUUACACGUAUUUAGCGUUGAACACACUGGUACUGGUGUCUGCGAAGGGCGUUUGCUUCGCCACAGCAAGAUAUCACCCUCGGCAGUGCCGUGUCCGAUCACCAACCCCAUCCUAUUCGUUGAUAUUCGAGGUUCCCCUUCGUUAUUUUACCCAAACUGGAGCCGCUCUGGCCUCUCAGAUACACACCGGUAGUUCCCGGCAACUCGAACUCCGCUCGAUUGGCGCCAUCGCAGCUAUCCUCGUCCGGGUGCGAUCGAAGGCCCAUGGCCCAAGAGUCUCGAACGAAUUCGUUCUCGGUAGUCGACCUCGAUCGUAAGUCAUAGGGCACCAUUCCCAGUGUUAUAUGAAUGUGGCUGGAUCGUCGUCGAC